This is a messenger RNA of Pocillopora damicornis (cauliflower coral), 1024 nucleotides long. RefSeq names its product midasin. The record is from RefSeq and is a predicted model, not a curated record. Gene Ontology annotation, molecular function: ATP hydrolysis activity; ATP binding. NCBI's taxonomy places the organism in Eukaryota, Metazoa, Cnidaria, Anthozoa, Scleractinia, Pocilloporidae. Gene Ontology annotation, biological process: ribosomal large subunit assembly; ribosomal large subunit export from nucleus. Gene Ontology annotation, cellular component: preribosome, large subunit precursor; nucleus.
AGAAUUACCAGAAGAGCUUGUUACAGUUGUUAAUCAGCUGCAAACGGUUCUAGCCACAGACAGGAGAGUGACUGAAGCCUACUUGCGAAUCCUGGUUGCCUUUGGGCAUCCUGCACCAUUUAAAUCAAGAAGUGCCUUUAUGGUCUGGGAAAAAACGCAAAGUCUUUGUGAACGGUUUGACAAUUACUGCAACAGAUCAUGGAAUCGUCGGUUUGAAGAGGAGCAGCAAAGCUGCAAAAAUGCAGAACUGAAAGGCAAGCUGGCAGAGGUUUUGAAAAUAAUGCUGGACAACACGAUGAAUUUGAGUGAAGAAGAAUAUUCACAAUGUGACUCAAUCCUUUCCAGUGUGGAAGAGACAACUAGCAGAAACCUGGAAUCUACACAAGAGAUAAUGACGUCAGAUGACAACUCCUCUGAGCCAGAUCAGGAAACAAGCGUCAAUAUAAGAAUGAAUGAUGUGGCACUAAAAAAAAUUAUGUCGCUUAUGUUUGGGGAUGUUUGUUCUUUGCAAGAAGGUCGUGUCCUAGGGUCUUUGAUGCUGGCGCUGGUAAAUCAAAUGGCUAGAGGGGCAACUUCCUUGGACAGUGGAGCCGUAAGAGAUGAGAUAGAGGCACUCACAACAUAUCAUUUGAAAAAGAGAAUUAGAGAUCCAGUAAUACAGGCGAUAUUCUGUCACUUGGGAGGUACUCUGAGCAAGGGAAACAACUUAAACUCACAUUUCUCGUCCAUCUUCCGCCUGGUGGAGUCUGAAAUACUCACAGAGUGCUUCAUGUUGGAGAGCCGUAAGCUUUGGGUGCAGAGUAACGAUUUCAAAGAAUCAAAUGUUUUCUCUGUUUUGGGCGGAGCACGAAAUCUUCUUGAUAGCGUGUCAUCACGGAAGUUAGUUGAAGAGGGACAUGGCAGCUCUCUCACUUCUUUGACAAUUCGCAACUACCACGAAAACCUCAAACACUUGGAAAUAUUAUCAUCACACUUUUGGGUCAAUGGUGACUUGCUUGAUUCCCACAAUGAAGUGGAUCGGUAA